Dunckerocampus dactyliophorus (ringed pipefish) is the source of this 2712-nucleotide messenger RNA. It is a transcript of the gene rbm44, whose product is annotated as RNA binding motif protein 44. The coding region runs from base 166 to 2328 and encodes 720 amino acids. The transcript is spliced from 19 exons. The record is from RefSeq and is a predicted model, not a curated record. Lineage: Eukaryota; Metazoa; Chordata; Actinopteri; Syngnathiformes; Syngnathidae.
GUCGGUGUUGUACUUUUAAGCCGUUUGGCGGUUAGCUAGCUAGAUGCUAGCUGUUAGUCAUUGUAAUAUUAAUAGUAAUGGUUUUAGCUUACUUAUUCAAAGUGCUGCCUUAAUUGGCCGUAAAAAGGACACUAGAUGUUUAGAUCAUUCCCCCAGUGAGAGCGAAUGUAUGGAUUUCUUCACUCCGUUUUGCCCGUGCUAUCCGCUGACUUUGCCCUACCGCGUGACUUCCUUCCGUGCCGGCAUAGAUCGCUCCAACCUGCCGCCAUGUUUGCACAAUCCUGGUACUACUUGCCAGGAGAACCUGAGUUGAGGCCCAUUGAACGCUCCUCGUUUUCAGAAGAAACCAUCAAGUUCUUUUUGCAAAGGUCCCUGUACGACUUUGUGCUGUCUCAUCCCAAAAUCACCUUGACUGACCCCAGACUCACUGACUGGUAUUUGUGUUGGUCCACCAAGUACAAACAAGUCAUACAAGAUGAAGGAGGUUUGUACGAGUUCGUGCAGACACACCCCGGCAUAGAGCUGCUGUUUCCUCAUAUUUGUUUGAAACGUAACAUAGGAGGACACGCUGCCAUGCCAAACUGGAAAUGCAAGCAGCAAACAUCUGGAGCAAGGAGCACAUUUGGUGGAAUAGGCACUGCAUCGACACAUCAAGCGUCCUACGUGGAACCAAGACCUCCUCACCGUAGGCAGCUGCAUGAUCCACUGCUCACUCAGCUCGGCGUAGCGACACCAGCUCUCGUCGAAUGGUGGGACCCUGUCAGACCACUGGCCGGGUUCCCCCGGGACUUGGACCUGCUGGAUAGAUGGCAUCAGAGCGGCCAUCUCAGGAGCCAGAUGUCGGCAGAUGGCAGGUGUUGGACCAUGUCAGCUGAAGACAGUGUACGGGCUGAUUGUCCGCCAGUGGAAAUCCAGCUCCGAUCUGAGAUGUACAGCUUGACCGGAGACGAGGUCAAAGUCAGUGAGCACACGAGUCUGUCACCAAAACCCGGUCAGGUGGACACCCCGAUGUCCGUGGAAAACGAGGACCUGAAUGACGACACUGUUGUCCCAAGCACUGAUAAACAAGGCAGCAUCAUGAAAGACGACGGCAGCAUCAUCUGUGUGGUUCGAGAAGAUGGGAAAGCGCAAACCGGUGAGGCUCCCUUGGGGGUUCCCAAUCUUACGGGAAUUAGCACUGCCGACAAGUGGACUUCCUGUGUGCCUUGUGUGGCCUCUUGUGCUGUCAUGGUUGGCCCUCCACACUCCGAGCGUUCAUCAGCCUUCUGCCAAACUGAAGAUCAGGCAACAGCCGACAAGAGCGUGGUCACCAAGCUGGACGAUGUCAUUCAGCCAUUCAAUCAACUCAAGUCCGCCCUGGAAGUGAAACAGCCAACACAGAAGAGUCUGGAUGUCCAACCACGGAGACAGUGUGACUGUGUCCCACGCGCUCAGAGGGCGGAGCUAAGCUUGCUGGCCCUGCAGUAUCACAUGUGCCGACGACACUGCUGGACUCUACAGCCUCCGGGAAACACCACUCAUCCGCUGCAAACGGUGCGAUCUGCCAACAUUGUGGCUACUCUGCAAAAACUUGAAUGUGACUACAAUCAGAUGAGAGAUAAGAUCCUGGCGGGCGUUCACCUGAAGCAUCUCAAGCCUUUGUCUGUUUACUGCGACAGGACGACUUCCAUCCCUAUGCUUGAUGUUCUGAAGGGUGUGUCACCGGGAAUUGGAAGGAGAUCUCAGAUGGCACAGGAAGAGGAACCACCGAAUGAACACAGCAGCAGCCAGGAUGCUCCCAGAAAGGUGAGCGUGGGUCAGCGGAUCAAAACAGACAGCGCCAAGUCAAGGAGCACCUGCACACAUGUCUCCUGGGACAACGUAGGUGGGUGCAAAGAGCUGAACACAGGCGAGGUGUGGUACGAUGCCGAGGAAGACCCUUUUCCAACUUCUAGCGUGGAACGGCCAGGAGAGAUGUCAAAAGGCUUGGUCAACAAGGAGAUCAUGGCGUCGGUCAGGGCUCCUAACCCAUCCUGCAAUGUGACGGAGGUAGCCACUCGUCCUCCACUUGGCCAGUUAGGCUCAGUGAUCAGCAGCACGCCCACCCCAGGAGUAACCUUCGUGCCCCAAUGCUUUUGGACCAUGAGCGGCUUUGACACCCUGAUGGCAGAACUGACCCGCUUCCACCCGAACGUGGGGAGGAAGAGGAUCGCGGGCACUUUGAAGGAGCUGUGGGACACGUACCAGGAUGCCCUCUGUCCCCUGCCCCUCAGCACCAUCACACAGAUGGCCUCUGACCUCCUGAUAAGGCCUGCCAAUGCAACGCAAGCUGGAGGUAACAGCAGCUGAUGCCUGAAUUUCUGUUCAAAGACUAAUUGACGUUAGGUGUUAAAAACCACAGUAACUCAUUUUUUUCCUUUUAAAAAUGUUGCUGGAAGGAAUUCAUUUGAACUGGUCUUUUGUUUUAGUUUUUUUUUUUUUUUUUUACAAAGAUGCACGCUGUGUAAUGCUUGCAGUUGUACUCCAUAAUGUGGCAUAUUUGGCAAUGAUGAGGGUUUUUGUUUUCCCAGAGUCUGCCUGCAGUAUUUUUUGUCAUUCCACUGGGAUGUGUUUAAAAGGCCUACAGUUUGAUUUUGGUUGCAUUGCAAUUAAAAAUGAGAAUCAAGGAAGUAUUUUUUUCUCAGUUUGUUUUAAAACAGGUGUAUGAUAGCGUUUGAAAAUGAACAAUAGUUA